Messenger RNA from Porites evermanni, 33244 nucleotides. The record is from the annotation of a GenBank genome assembly. Lineage: Eukaryota; Metazoa; Cnidaria; Anthozoa; Scleractinia; Poritidae.
AUGGUAAAUGCUGCUCUUCAACAGAUAUCUUUCUGUCUUGACUUGCGCAAGAUUAACUGUCGACUCUUACUGUCGACUGUGAAUGAUUGCAGACGUUGGCUAACCUGUGAUCAGUCUCAAUUUUCGUUUUGCUUUGUAAUAACAUUCCACUUAAGAAAGCAGUCAAAAAUAGGGUACAAUACCAUGGGGAACGUUGUAAUAGAGGGCAAUUCAUAGCACUGUGGAAUACCACGUUUUAAAAUCGUAUAUAAUCGACUCUCUAGGACCCACAAACUAUUUUAUCACGCAUUACACGAAAAAACCUAAAAUUUUUAGUGAUAUGAGCUGUUCUUUUAGUUUCUGAAUGGUGAUCUUGCAGUAUUUCGUAUCCGUGGUGUAGUUAAUGUGCAAAUCUGUCACCGAACCACCAUGGUGCAGCAAUGGCUAAAAUCAUUCUCCCGUUACCAAUCUGGAUUUAUCCUUCAGAAUUGCCUCUUGGUCCCAUUGUUUUUAUCAGAAAGUGGUUUUGUGACGGGUUUAUGGAUGAUUGAGACCAUUGGCCGUAGACUUUACUUGAUCCAUCUUACUUGGAGUGGUCUCAAAAGUUAAUGACCUAACGCAGGCUUGACCUUCGUUCAUGUAAUCUACUUUUUAUUGCAUCAAGGCUUAAUGCCAAGUCUGAUAGUUUAGUUUCAUGGCAUCGAGAACCUGGUGCCACAGCUGUUGAUGCUUUCAGUAUUACCUGGGCUAAUUUUAAUUGUUACGCUUUUCCUCAGUUUUAGUCAGCUGUCUCGACUUUCGGCCAAAGAAAAAGGUAACCAAAACGUGUCCUAAGCCGUCUUCGCCAUCUCUGUAAGAAAGCCACUGAUGUUAUAAAGACUCCUUGUCCUUCUACUCAUUGCGCCGCCUUAUUAACGCCUGUUGGCUCGGAUCUCAAUGAAGGAAUAAAAAUAAAACAGCGCUGUCACCUACGUAGGCAGCAGAGUGAAGUGAAAUGCCCAUAGUAACUUAGUAGAUGUCAUGGAUGGAGUCUUUCCUUCAAAAGAACCUUUUUCAAAUAAUGAAUAUCUGAUUUUGGGUGCAAACUUGAGUCGAUGUAGAUUUUCUUGCCGUUGGCAAACUGACCAAAACAACUUUUCCGAUUGCUUAUGAAGCCAAAAAAGGACGUCUUACCUUCUCGUUUUAUGUGAUAAAAAGGUUCACGCAAAUAUUUGUAAAAGUUAAUCCAAAAAAUGAAAAAUAAAAGGGUGUUGGAAUCUUAUUAUAAUCUUUUUUACUCCCACUUAUCAUCUUCGGCCGGACUUACUCUUCUCCGAAGCCACACCUCUUCUAAGAAGGGUGUUUUGAAUUUAGUUAUCACCGAUGCAAUCGAUAGUCAGUUCUGUUAAAGCUCUUUAGAAAGCCAAACUCCGGUGGUGAACAGGUUUCCAAAACGUUAGUUUUGCUUAAUUAUUGACUUAAACCUACUCUAUCAUGUCAAGAAUAGAUUUUCUUUCAAAACACUUUUUUUAAAGACAUGAACUUUUAAUACUAACAAAAUGAGACAUGCUAUAAUUCUUCGAAAAGAAAAUGGGUCCUGCUUAAGUCGAAUCGGCAUACAAUAUUGCUUGUAAUCAAACUGAUAAAAUACAAUUUAAUUUCCUUUUAGUGAUGUUGGAAAGAUUGUCGACCCUUUAUUUUUUUACAGCACGAUUUUAAGUGGGUACCAAGGUCACACAUGUACAAGAUGAUUCUUAAGUUAAAAAAGCUGACAAACAUUGUUUUAAAGAAUAAUACAAAGAAUGGUAAAAGAGGGUCAAAAACGAGAUUCACCCUGAGCAGAUUCACCUGAUCGGGAUUCGGGAUCGGCACCUGAUCACAGUAGUAUCCGUAAUAAAGAGGUUAAGUUUAUAUGAAAUUACUCUCUGGGGCCGAGAUUUCGUGUCCGUUGUCCGUAUUAGAGAGAGUCGGUAUUAUGGAGGUUUAUUUAAGAAAAUAUAUGAGAAUUUCUCGGGACACUGGAAACUGUCCGUAAUAGAGAGGAGUCGGUAUUAGAGAGGUGUCCGUACCGAGAGGUUCGACUGUAUUCUUUUCUACCACUAAUUAUCAUGUGAAAGGUUUAAAUCCAGGAGUCAUUUCAAAAGUAGGUUGAGUUUCAUCGUCCGAGUAACCGUAGUCCUGAAUAGAACUGUUGUUGUUGACAUUGACAUUUACUGAUGUUUCGACAACCUGUGCGAUCAUCUUCAGAGUCAAGGUAAGUUGUAUCACGUCAGUUGAUGGUAUUAUACUCUGGUUAUAGAGCAAAACUCUGAUGGUAAAAAGGUUUCUUUCUAAAAUGUUAGUUUUCUCAAUGAUUGACUUCAAAAUACUCGGUCGUUUCGAAAAAAGAAAUUCUUUCAAGAGAAAAUCGUUUUUAAAGGCAUCAUUUUUUGACACUUUCAAACUGCGACAUGCUAUGAUUCGUCGCUAGUACUCUCUAGGGUGGAUCCCGCUUUAGUCAAAGCGGCGUACAAUGUUGCUUGUCCUCAACCUAACGGAAACACUUUAAUAACUUUAUGCUGUGCUGAUGAUGUUGGACAGAGUGAGGACCCGUUUACCACGGCUUUCAGCGGAUACCUAGGUCACGCAUGUAAAAGAUAACUGUUAAGUUAUAGAAACAAAUACGAGCUAAAAAAUAAAGUUCUAAAGAAUAAUACAAUGAAUGUUAACCUGAGAAUAGUAUGAUGAAUGGUAAAAGAGGGUCAAAAAUGUGACUCUACGUACCGCGCCACGAAAAGCCUUUCCCCUUAAUAAAAAAGGAGUUUUAAAGGAAAUAGAUCUUUCACAGUUUAGCCUAAAAAAAUUGCUGCAUUUGAAUGUAAAUAAGGUCAAUUCUCGACGAAAUAUGUUUUUUAUGAAAAUCGAGAAGAUAGCUUUGUAAGCAGUUCGAACGUUUAAAUCGUUGUUGUCAAAGGAAGCACAACGUUCAACAGACAGUCACUAUUCUUUUCUACCACCUAGUAUCAUCUUCGGGCCUUAUUCUUUCCCGAAGCCACCCUUCUUGGUGUAUAAAGCUUUCAUUUAAAUUUACUUCAAGCUUACAGAAAGGUAAACAUCGGUGGUGAUUAGGUGUCGAAAUCGUUCGUCUUUCUUUUUAUCAGUAGAUUUCGUUUUUUAUCCUGGAAAGAAUGUCCACACACCCACGUCACCGUUAUAUUUGCGGAUAAAAAGUACACGCAUCAAAGCAAGUUCAACUUCUUUUACCUUGUAAUGACAAAUAAACUAAAAUAUGGAUUGAUUUACACAGAAUAAUUCAAUGAAUGGUGAAGGAGGAUCAUAAACGAGGUUCUACUAACCACGUCCAUUGAAAAGCCUUUUCCGUUAUCAGUAACAAAUUUAAAUGGGUUAUUUUCAAAGAUUUCGCUAAGAAUUCACCAAACGUAUACAAAAUAGAAAUGCUUUUUGCAACACGGUUUUUCAGAAAAUGGAGGAGUUCAGACGUUUGACUCGUUGAAACAGUUUGAGUAGAAUAGAAAAAACACCAUUCAGCCGACUGUUCUAUUUUACCACUAGUUAUCAUUUUGACCGUUGGUAUUCUUCUCCGAAGGAAACCGUCUUUGUGUAUUAAGAAUUUUUAAUGUUUAUUCUCAACCAUGCAAUCAACAGUCUUUCUGUUAAAGAUAACAGAAAGCUAAAAACUGGUGGUAAAAAGGUUACUUUCCAAAACGUUAAUUUUCUUAAUCAUUGACUUCAAAAUACUCGGUCAUGUCGAAAAAAGAAAUUCUUUCCAGAGAACACCAUUUGUAAAGGCAUCAUUUUUUGAUAAGCUUUCAAACUGUGACAUGCUAUAAUUCGUCGCUAGUAUUCUCUAGGUUGGAUCCCGCUUUAGUCAAAGCGGCGUACAAUAUUGCUGUCCUCAACUUUACGGAGACACUUUGAUUUUCCUUUAUGCUGUGCUAUGGAUGUUGAAAAGAGUGUGGACCCGUUUACCACGGUUUUCAGCUCAUGCCCAGGCCACGCAGCACAAGAUAUCUCUUUUCCGUUAAAGCAACAAAUAAGCUGAAAAGUAAAGUUCUAAAGCAUAAUACAAUCCAGGGACCGCGGAGCAAGGUGAAAAGUGGGAGGGCUGACAAUUGAAAAUAUUUUUUUCAUAUUGAAAAUCGAAAAAAGGAAUAAAAGGAAUAAAAUCAUAGUAUUUGUAUGUUAAAUGGUCAAACUAAAACUCAUCAUUUUCACUGCAAGUAGUUGUCGUCUUUUCUGCAGAGCUUACGGACUUUGACGAAGUCCCAGAUAACUCUAAUAAACGACCAACAUACACGGUCAGUUCAGAUUCAAUGCAAGAAAAGACGGGAUUACAAUUUUAGUAUAGAAAAUACCACACUGACGUGAUCUGAAAAAUUUCUAAGUAUGGCCGUUCACUGUUCAAGUAAUGUAAUUCUUCUUGCCAUCGAAUAUUUCAUUGAUUCGAAAGGAGAAAGAAAAAAUAUAAAACUUUUAUCAACUCAAAACAACUACACACCUUCAUUUGGCUUGAAAAAGCUAGUAAUUUUCUUCAUUUCGUCGCCUAAGAACUCGCAACAUUUCAAUGUGAAUAAAAUCAAUAGUGAUUGAAAAAUGGUUUUUAUAAAAAUAGAGGAGAAAGCUUUGUAACGAGCUCUAAUGUUUGAGUAGUUGUUGUCGAAGAGGAAGCACAACGUUCAACAGACUAUUCAUUUCUACCACCAAUUAUCAUCCUCGGGCCUUAUUCUUUUCUGAAGCCACCCUUCCUGGUGUAUGAAGGUUUUACUUAAAUUUAUUUUUAGCUUACAGAAAACUAAACACCGGUGGUGAAUAGGAUCCCACGUCACCGUUAUGUGGGGAUAGAAAGAACAUACAUGCACCAAAGCAACAAAUAAACUGAAAUAUGAACUUUUAAAGAAUAAUAAUUAGAAUGAAUAGUAAAAGAGAGUCAAAAACGAGAUUCUACAAACCACGCACAACGAAAAGCCUUUCCCAAUAUUAUGAGAGAGGUUAAUGAUAAUGAUUGUCAAUGAAGUUUUAUCUAAAAAUCCCCUGGUCUUAAAAAACAGAAUCUAGUCGAAAAAUGGUUGUUUAGAAAAUAGAGAAGACGCCUCUGUAAGGAACUUGGACGUGCGAGUAGUUGUUGUCUGAGGAGAAACGACGUUCAAAAGUUUUUUUUUUUUUUUAUUACAAAUUAAUACACCAUUUUUUUAAAAAAAACGAUUGAUAUUUAUUUUUCCUAAUGAUCUUCUUUCAUUAAUAACUUUCCGUCUUCCUGCAACAAGAACAACAACAAAUCCGUUAUCAACUUCUCUGCUGUAUGAUAUACUUUAAAAGGAGUUUUAGUGAUCGAAGUAUUUAAGUACAUUGUGGAACCUCGAUUUAACAUGCAAAGGGACUGGGGAAAUGUGUUAGUUAAGUGGAGGGUUUGCUAUAUCGAACACCUCUAUAUAACGAAUGCUUGGGAAAUGUUACAUCGUUAAGCGGAAAUGAGGUUAUAAGGUGUGUAUGACUGUGUAUAUAAACACUUGGAUAGUUUGCCAGACACAAGUUCACAGAUCUUUGAUCUCUUUCUCUAUCUCUUUGGCAUGUUCUAGCCAUUUCUAAUACUUAAUCCCUUGAAGGACAUCUGUGAGCAAUUAUUGAUCAAACCUUUUAAUUUCUAAGGCUUAAUUUCAGGAAAAUAAAAUGAACUGUUUGUAAAACUUUAACUUCUAAUAAUUAAAUCUUUUGUAAUGGUUUAAAAUAAACUAUUCUCAAAACAGAGAAUGCUUUUAGAUCAUAGCUGUGUAAAUCAAACUGAAACAGUGCAUGGAACCUUUCGUUUCCUGUUUUUACUCUCACCUUCUGUAUAGAAUAUGUGUGAAAAUCUUUGAUCAUGAAUUGGUAUAUUUCAAAGAGCUACACAAUGACCAAGAAUACUAUUGACCGACAAUAUACAGAGGGGGUGGAGCUGUAUUGUCAACUAUUACUAGAAAAUAUUUCUUAUUUGAGGGAGGUGGUUAAUAGAGGGAUGGCUUUUAUUUGAGGAAAUAAAAUAUUUUGUAUCAUCUUACAAUAGAACUUUGAUUUCCACUUUAAGGUCAAAUCCACAGAGCUAAACCUCCAAGGUUUCCAUAUUUGUUAUAAAUGUAUGGUUCAGCUACAUGUAAGAAAGACUUGCCAAAAAACUUAUGAAUUACUCAACUUGUUCAGAUCUUAAGUGACAUUUAUAUAACCACAAGUAUUUGUUAUUUUUGCAUCCCCUAACACACCUUGUCUGUCUGCCCCCUUCUAAUAUUGUUGCAUAAACUUUGCUUUCAGUAUCUCUUGCGGAAUGCAAAAUGGUGAAUACUGCUCUUCAACAGAUAUCUUUCCAUCAUAAUGAAACAAUUCUCUUCAUCGAAUUCUCAUUAACGUAUUGUCUUAAAAGUUAAAUGACUAGAAUGCCCAAGAGCAAAGUGAUCAAACAUUUUAAAUUAAAAGUAAAAGAGAAAUAGUGAAGAAUUAGUGCCAACUAUUGAUAGAUAAAGUAUGAAGGAGUGCUGCCAUAUAUUUAUUUGUUAUGGUCUACAGUUCAAGGUUGCUUUUUGAUUUCCAUAAAUGGAAAUCGGCUCAUCCUCGGUGUAAGAACCUGUUAAACGCACAAGUGAUGUAAAACAGAGGAAACAAAGAAGUCAACACAAUAGAACGCAGAAAAACAAAAGGUGCGAAACAAAGAAAAAGUUCACAGGUUCUUACACCGAGGUAAACCCUGGAAAUCGACAGAUUUAGACGCCUUACACUACUACAUGAGAAAUUACUGCAAUUUGAUUGGCUUAGAGCAGUGGUGUUUCAGCUUAAUUUGAAAUACCUACAUGUGAAAAUUACAAACCUUUUGCAGGUAGUAGUAUAAACAAAUAACAGCAUGAUUUGUACGUGAUAUUUGGCAUAAAUACCACUCGUGAUAUUUCAAAAUUGUCUCAAAUUUAAAUUACGUAUAACAAUUUCGAAAUAUCACUCGUGGUAUUUAUGCCAACUAUAACUACAAAUCUUGCUAGUACAAAAACAAAGCUCUUCAUGUCAUAUGUCGUAGUAGCUUGCCCUCGAUCAUGGAAAAAAGAACAUGUUCCCUUUUUAACGAUGAUCAACUCAGUAGUAUAAUAAAUAUGUUAGCUUCCUUGUGAAUUAAACGCUUUUUCAUUCCAGAAAAUCUGAGGAAGUAUUAAAAAGUUGAACUAGUAAUCAUAUGAGCUUACCCCUGAUACGUGAAAAGGUGAAAAGGGGUGCCAUAAUAGAAAACAAACAGAAAGAUCUUACCAAAUCUUCAUCCACUUUGCUGGUUGAUGAAGAAGCACCUUCUUUGCUCUUUUUUAUUUUUCUCUCCCCGUUAUCUCUAAAAUCUCUCUUUGCGGGAGAACGUUUUGGCAUGGUACAACAGCACCUACAACGCGACGGUUGACAACUCACAAGCGAUCGACCAAGAAACAACCCAGCAAGUACGUCAUGUAAGGUCACCUAUUGACCAAUAAAAACGCGGGCUCGAGUAUUGGAGGGUCAUUUUUCGCCCUCUAUUACAAUCUUCCCCAUGGUAAAGUACCCCCCUUUUUGAACGCUUUUAUAGCUCAACAUUCCGGCGGGCAUCUCAGGUUAAAUGUUGGCCAACGGUACAAUACAUGUUUAAUACAUGACGCUUCCACUAUGCAUGGCAACGACCUAAACAACAUGGCGGGCGGUGUGAAGGAUCUCUUUUCCCUAAUACAUAAACUUAUCGCUUGAUUCACUUACUUAAUUUCAAGUAAUAGACGUCAUAGUUAUUGUUAUAGUUAUGCCGAAGAAAAAGGGAAAGAAGAAGGCAAAAAAAAAAUCAAGUAAGUCCAGCGAUGAACGCCAAACGUCCAUGCAAGUUGGAGGCAUUCCAAACAGAACGAUGAUUCAACAUAUGGCUUCAGAAACUCUCAGUGUUGCUGGCAGCAGUCGAAGCGGCAUUUCCUCCAGAGAAAGGGUAGGAAUUCGAAGUAAAUACGGAAUAGAGUAGUUCGCUACAUGAAUGAGCAUUAUUUUUUCUCAUGCCUGCAUGGUGCUCAUACAGGAUCUAGAAUAACCUGAGAUCAGGCCCAAUUUUAGCAGUUCUCAUACAUUCUCUCUUACGUGCUCCCGCUAAAAUUGGGCCUGAUCCAAAGUCUUACUAGCUUGUGCUCGCUGUGGCCAGAUUUUGGCCGCAAUGCUGAUUGGCUGUUCAUCGGAAGUUGAAAACGCUUAUUCCUCGCGUGGCUGAUAGCACUGUCAAAAAAUCUUUGUGAAUGAUCCGCCGUCAGCGGAGAGAAGGAUUUUGCUGUCUUUUUUAUUGUUUUAUGGUCUUGUGGUAGGCCUGCCUUAAUAUGUGCCAUGGAAAUUCAGAAAAUUCAAAUGGUUGUCCAUAUCUUCUCAGGAUUUGCUUCAUUUAUGGAACUAAUAUGAUUGUAUCGCGGAGUUGAAUCCCUCUGCAGGUUGUUGACCGCGAACAAGAUGCCUUUUGAUUUACCAACAAACAAGUGCAAGUCAAAAUACUGUCACCAUCUUAAAACUGGUUUUAACGUUUAGUCAGGAAUGACUUCUUUGAACGGGGUAUGCAAGCGUAGGCUCACUGCGAAAGAAACCUCAAUCGACAGCUGUGAACCAUUAGACACAUUAUUAUUUAUUUAUUAUUAUUUUUUUGAACUAUUAUUAUUUAUUUUGCCUUUGAAAAAGUUUGCAAUAUACAGUGUAUUUCUCCAAGAGUUUUAAAGAUUUAUACACUGAAAAUCGAGGAAAAUUGGCGAGGAAAUAUAAAGGCUGCAGAAAAAUAGAAAUUUCACUAUUUUAAAAAUUGAGCGUGCCUAGCGAAAAUAUUAAAACUAGAACAAAGUGUCGCUGUCUCUUCGAAAACGUUUUACCUUCUAUGGCAACGGAAAUAACCUCUAAGAUCUUUACUCUCGUAAGAAGUUAAAUGUGAUUGUGGUGACUGUUUUAUUGUUAGUUGAAAAAAAGAUAAGAGCUAUUUUUUUAGUCGGCGAGUCUACAUUUUUCCCACGUAUAGAAAAUUUGCAUACUGAAAAAAAGCAUGCAACGGAAGUAAUAAAAAAGUGGGCAGCAGACGUUUCGUAGAAGGUUUGUAUCAGGCUCUCUUUUCGUUUCACCUUGCCCACCGGAAUGUUAUUUUUAAGGUGAAACAAAAAUAGAGCCUGAUCUCAGGUUAGAUCUGGACAGGUAUUUUUGGCAUCUAGGAUUUGACUAAACUACGGUGCGGAAUUCGGGAAAACGCAAAAUAGCUUAACAGGUAACGUGAUUUGACUGCUACCUGGGAAACGGGAUUCACCAAAAUUUGGGCAUUGGAUGCAGCAAUUUUUGCUUGUCUUUCGGAAUUUGGGAAGUUGAUGUUGUAGCGGCAAUAUGGGAGUUAACCAGCUCCUAUCGGAGCAAACUGUAGAGUAACGUAGAUAAUGAUUAUAAAAUUGAAACUGUCAACAAAUAAGCGGACAGAAGUUUCACAGGCAGUCAUGUCCAAUACUGGGAUCUUGUGUAAUUUGUGAACCCCUUGAUCAAGUAUCAGGUGGCACUAUUGGCCGAUAGUUCAGUUAACAUGUUGGCCGAUUAUGGUCCACUCUUGAUUGCCUUAUCAGUCAACUGUCGGUAGACAUGUCAAUCGGUAUGUCAGUCUACACUCCACCUAUAUGACAGCCAGUCUUAAUAGGCAAGUUUCGUAUUCCCGACAGCCCUGGGAUGAGCACAAUUGCAAGGCUAGUGCGGGUCAACUUCUUUGCAAAAACAAGCAUAGGCAAUUUGCUGCUGAGUCACUGGAAAACGAUAGAAAUCUUAAAAAUAGUAACAUUUCAAAACUUAAACUUAUCAGUAAGUCAAAGGGAUAUCUGUUACAAACAAUAAAAUUGUGGGAAAAGCUGAUCGUAAUAACUGAACAGAAGAAAGGAUAAGGCGAUGAACCCAAAAGAAGAAGUAAACUUUUUAAGCUUGAAAAGGGUAAAAUUUGUUAAACUAACAAUAUUUUAUUUCCUUUAAUUAUCUUACUUUUUAGUAUUCUAUUUACUCUUGUGUAUAUCUGAAAAAUGGAGUUUAACCCAUUCACUCCUGGAGAUUUUGCCGAAAAACGCGUUUUGAAGCUAGUCGAGUGGUUUUCUGGUCACUGUCGUGUUAUAAAGAGCUUAAACUUACCACAAACCGGUUUACAGGUCGUACACUUCAAGGCCUUCUGAUCCAGAUGCAAAAUAUCAGCUUGCGAAGUUCGGGCAUGCGCAGAAAGCAAAAUUUCGAGAUAGUUUUUGGGUUUAAAAGUGACACAGCAGUCUUGACUUUUACUUUUCGCUUUCUCUCCUCCCCUCUUUUUUCACUUUUCUUGCCUCAUUUUUUUUCUCUUGCUGGGCAUUUAGUAGGCUUCAUUUUGGUGGGAAUAGUUUUUAGGAAAGCUUUUAGGAUCUUAGGAUUAGGUGAAAGGAAAGGUAGGUGAGCAAUGUAACAAGAUUUCCUUGGAGAUUUUAAGGUCAAUGUUACAUGGUUUUUUGCCUCUUUCUCCGGUGUCCUUGACUGAAUUAUGCUCAUUCUGGUAUGGUUUGAGAGAUCUCUUCACUCUGCACAAGUUAGCAGACAAAGUUGUCCUUGACCGUUAAAACUGAUGACGUCACAAAGGGUAGAAAGGAUGUGGAUCUGCACGGGCAGUUACGGGCGGUUCAGAGGCGAAUGGGUUAAACUGCUCAGUAUAUCGUCUGUAUAAAAUUCUGUGUUUGAGUUCUUGUCGAGUGAAAUGUGCAUACAUUUUUCUUUAGGUGACUGAAUAUUUUGAUAAGUUUAAAUAAUGUUAGCUAGAUGAAAGUUUAUGUAUAAAUAAACUUAUACUAUUUUAGUUGUUUUCGUUUAAACUUAUUUAACUUCCUAACAGUGCAAGGAAUUUAUGCAGAACGUCUGUCCUGUCAGUUUAUUUUUUCAAAAACACAAGAUUUUGCAUUUCAAUUUGCUCCAUAACCAUUUGAAAAAAAAUGUCAACUAAAAAGAAGGUCACAGUUUAACUUGCAGGUUUUUGACAAGUAUGUACACUCCAAUUUAAGGUAUGGCUAAAAGAAGUUUUAACCAUCACUAAAAAUAACAUUAUAAUGGCUUCAGGGUAUUACCUUGUUUAAGGAUUUUGAAACCAUUUUCGCAUUUUUGUUGAACUCACUCACCGACCACUAUUUAAGUCAAUUUCUGGUUAGGCUCGUUGUUUUUCUUAGUAAUGACAAGCUGAUUUUGCUUUUGCUGUUUGAAACCGAUGAUUUCUCAAUCCUAGGUUUUGAGACCUCAAACUUUCCUUUUUCUCGGCCAGUCAGACGCAGUUUUCUCAUGUUUGUUUGUCUUCUUGGUGAAGAAGCAAUAAACAAGCACUCAUCCUAGGCUGCCCAAGAAUAUGAAACUAUCGGUGGACUGUUGGUGGAAUAUUAUAUCGGUCGACUAUUGGUGGCAUAUUGGUCGACUGUCGUAUACAGUAAUAUAAUAUGUGUUUUAAAAUCAGUUCGGGGAAGCUAGGUUUCAGUGUUAUGCACUUCAAAUGUAAUAUUCCUCGUUCUUUCAAGCCAAUAUAAAACAAAACAAAAGAAGAGUUAAAUAUUCCUACUUCUAUACAUGUAAAUCAAGAAAAAAAUAAGCACACCCCAUUGCCGACGAAGCCUUCUCUAAAUGGCAAUAAACAGACCAACCACAACUCUUGAGAGUCUGUAUACGAGUUUUGCUAUCUUUACAAUCCGUAUGCAUGAACAAACCACAUAUUCCUGUUUCAAUUAAGGUUGCUUCGGUGAAGAAUGAUGCUUGAUGCGCGAUCCAUGUUUCAUGGCACUGUCAUGGCCUACGCUGCAUCAUGGGACUAUGCUAUGUCAGUUUAACAUUAAGACAGUAUUUCAAAAGACUGAAACAGGGGCCUUUGGCAGUUGCUGCUUUUUAAGACAGUGAUUUGAGUUAGGUUUUGCUCUGUGGCCUAAUAUGCAAGUGUUGCAAAUUUUUACUUGUGCACGUGAGAAUUUUAGAUUGAGUUUUAUAAAACAAAUACAAGGGGUUUGUUGAAUCAGUAUGGGUUUAUUUAUUUUUGAGGCAAAUUUUUUAAGAUUAAAAACAGAAGAUAAAAGAAUAGUGUUGAUUUGUUUCAUUGAAAUAUUCAGCAAUGUGGCCCAGACACAGCUUAAAGAAGCCAUAAAACCCUCUUCAAUUAAUGAGGAGUUGUUAAAGGAAGCGGCUUCUAAUUUCUUUCUGUGAUAUUUUAAAAAUUAAAUUCCUCAGCUCGUUCAUCCUUAAGAAUUUGCUCAGCCGAGUGAGAUGGAAGCUCUCUUAAACGCUUUUCUCACUUUUUAUUAACACCUUCAAACAAAUUACAGUUUUAAAUGGCCUCCAUUCUUCCAAUCAACAUAAACAGGGCUGAACUUCCGGCUACAAAAGGGUCUACCAUAAAGCACCACAGGCUUUGAAGAAUGGAUUGUGCAUCAUGUACACAAGAACAACCUUAAUUGAAAAAGGUGUCUACCGUCUCUUGCAGCCAUGAAAGUACUGCAAGUCCUACUAAUGAGAUGCCAAUUACGGACUGUAUGCAAGUUUUGCAAUCUGUACAAUCCAUAUAUAUAUAUAUACGUGUAUGGAUCGACAAACUGUUUAUCCUCUUGUGCAUGAUGAAAAGUCCUACUAAUGAGAUGCAAUUUAUGGAUUGUAAACGGCUCUUUACGGACCAUAAGCGAGUAUGAUCCAUACGAAAUGACAAACCGUAUAAUAAUAAUAAUAAUAAUAAUAAUAAUUAUAAUUAUAACAAUUUAUUGACAGUAUUUCUACAUGGUUUACAUCCAUCAUACUAACUAAAAAUUAACUAACUACACUGUACUUACAUAAUCUUACUAAAAAAUCACUCACUAUUUACAAUGCACUUAAAAACUGUUAAAACUGUAAAAUCGAAAUUAAACUACUAUAAAUACUUUGAGUAACCAUAACUAGGGCAUGCUGGCCCUACUCUUUAAAAUUGUAAAACAAUUAUUUUUUAAAAGUAUUAAAGUCUGGACACUGCCUUAAAUUUGCGGGUAGGGCAUUAAAUAAAGUCACUAAUGAGUCCUGGAAAGUACUCUAGAUCUUAUACCCUCCCUUGCCCUGAAAAUAUUCUAAGUCACACAAAUGAGAUGCAAUUUACCCACUGUAAACAGCUCUUUUCCAAUGGCCUUGUCUCAUAAAUUCAAAAUUUCAAUUGAAGUUGCAAACAUUUUACAUUUAUUAGCUUUGGCAGUGGUUAGUCUUUUUUAAUGACUUUAUUUUAGAAACAACAAACGGGAUUUGGGAAAGGGAUGAACAAAAAGAGCAGGAUGCUGGAUUUUCUAGAGUGGAGCUGGAAUGUGAGAUCAGGACCCAUCCGUCUAGACCCUACUCAUAGAGCAUUUUUUGAGGUCUUCCCACGCAGUCCAAAAGAAAAAGUGAAAACCUCUUGAAAACGGACGUUAAUAAAUUAUUGACAAAAGGGCAAAAAAAAAAAAUCAGACAAUUUGGCAGGUAAAAGUGAAAUCCUGAAAAUAUUAAAUUAUUUUUCCUUGGAAAGUAAGAUCUCUGCCUCACUACCUCACAGGUGGAUCCAGUGUGGAUUGCCGUUUGUAUAAAAAAAAUUGUCUUACAUGUAAUAAUAGAAAGAAACGCUGAUAAUUUAUCACAAAUUAUUACAGCAGCAGGUUAUUAAACCAUUUUCCAAUCUGAUAAGUAGCAGGUUGUUGCAUUUUUUGAAUAACUGAAUGAAAUGAACCUUUGCGACAAGAAUCACUCAAGUGAGAAAGAAGCACUGCAGUGAGCCAUCAUUGAUCAGCAGGCUGCAUGUAAAUAUGCAGAUCGAUGCAAACAAGCGAGAGCCAUCACCCUGAAUGAGUACCUUAUUAUACGAAACAAGAACACGCUUACAGCGGCAUUCAGGUCCCACCUGCUUGGAGAUUAGAUCAAGAAAUGAGGAGGCGAUUAAUUCUACAAGAAAUAUGAUUUACUCACUAAAGGUUUUUUACUUCCUACUUUAUCGAUGUCGAUACGUUUUAUUUGUUUCUGAAUUGAUUUACACUGUAGUAUGAGUGUAAGCGACGCCCAAAAAUACCUCUGCAGUACGUAGCAGCCUAUACGCAUGUAUAAAUACAUGAAAAUUCAAGGGUCUCGAUUCCAGAGAAAUUGCAUCAUUGCCAGAUAUCGAGAAAGUGAUUCAAAUGGCACGUCAUUUCAAUCGCUGAAAAUAAAUUGCAUGCUCAUCACAAGACUCAUUUGCAUACAGUGAAUUAAGUUUACAACACCCGACCAUCGCAAUUUUGCCAAUUAAGAUUCUUAUUUUUUUUGACCACUCAGUAGUGUUCACUUGCUCCAAAGUAAUCAAUGCUUUCAAGCGAUAGAAUUCGUUGACCGACAUGUUUAAGAAAAGCUCUAAAUUUAAUCUUUCCUAAGCUUUCUUCGCAAAACAUGUGUGGCUUUGAUCAUGCAAAGAUUCUUAGUCCCAGUUUCCACGGUCUCCGCAACGAACGCCUGGCAUAAUGACCUGCCUUUUGUGUCCCAAAAAUUCUUGGGGAUACUUCCAGCACACUUCUUGAAACCUUUACCCUAUUUCAGACCAAAAUCUGUGAUUUUCCCUACCCUAUUUUAGACCUGAAGCCCUGGAGCCCGGCACGUGAGCGGAACACAUGACAGGCUGUUACAGCACAUACACGGUAGUUGGCAUAAACAUUAAAAGGGAAAUGGUCUUAUUGCCAAAUGAUGAAGAAGUAGCUAAUUCUUCGAAAAAACAUACCCAAUUCAGGACUAGAGUGCACAAACUGUACCCUACUUCAGACCAAAAUGGUCAAAAUUGAUACCCUAUUUCAGACCAAAACAGCUAAAAAAACAUACCCUUUGGCACGGCAUACCUAUAUAAUUAUAUAGCCUAUAUAAGGGACAACCCCACGGGGCGAAAAAUGCGUUGCAGAUUAUGAGUCUCGCUGCUAGUAUUGGAAAUUAAUGUGACUUGAAUUAAUGCAAAUUUAUUGGAAAACGACUUUCAAAUAAUUUAUUAAAUUGAUGUAAUUUAAUGUAAAAGACAGAUCGAGUAACAUUUCAGAAUGAAGCAAAUGUAUGUGACACUCACAGAGAAAAACUUGUUGAGACAAGAGAAAAUGCAAAGUUAAAGAUACAAUCUGAAAAGGAAACUUUGUUCUUGAUACUUUCCUGGCAUACAGCAGACUGUAUGAUACUCGGCUUCAUACCACAGCCUGUAUGAUAGGGCUUCAUAUCACAGCCUGUAUGAUAGGGCAUCAUACCACAGCCUGUAUUAUAGGGCUUCAUACCACAGCCUGUAUGAUAGGGCUUCUUACCACAGACUGUAUUAUAGGGCCUCAUACCACAGCCUGUAUGAUAGGUCUUCAUACCACAGCCUGUAUUAUAGGGCUUCAUACCACAGCCUGUAUUAUAGGGCUUCAUACCACAGCCUGUAUUAAAGGGCUUCAUACCACAGCCUGUAUUAUAGGGCUUCAUACCACAGCCUGUAUUAUAGGGCUUCAUACCACAGCCUGUUUUAUAGGGCUUCAUACCACAGCCUGUAUGAUAGGGCUUCAUACCACAGCCUGUAUGAUAGGGCUUCAUACCACAGCCUGUAUGAUAGGGCUUCAUGCCACAGACUGUAUGAUAGCUCUUCAUACCACAGACUGUAUGAUAGGGCUUCAUACCACAGACUGUAUGAUAGCUCUUCAUACCACAGCCUGUAUGAUAGGGCUUCAUACCACAGACUGUAUGAUAGCUCUUCAUACCACAGCCUGUAUUAUAGGGCUUCAUACCACAGCCUGUAUGAUAGGGCUCAAGCAAAGAAACCUGGCCACUUUCAGGGUUCGUCAUGGUUUCACUGUGACUGGUGGAUCUCCACGCUGAGAAAAUACUCCUUCAAGUGUAAAUUAAGGUUGCGGAAGUUGAUGCUCCACUUUAAUAACAGCACAGAAAUAUAAUUUCAAGAAAUUAAUGCAAUGCAAACUUUUAAAUUUUUGUUAAUAUAAUUUCAUGGGGCAUUAAUUUCCUACGUGUAUGAUGAGGUUAUAAUGAAGUAAACUAGUUUGUUAUAACAAUGACCUCUAUGAAGCCAAGCAGAGAAGCCAAGAUUCGAUCACCGAGAAUAUUUCGAUUUUAUUUCAGCAACUAAGAAGUUUUCAAUAACUUUGAAAUUUUACUAAAAUGCUUAGCAAUGGUUAAACUCUCAAAGAAUCAAACAGAAAAGAGGAUACCUUUUUUGGCAGAAAAGAUAAUGAAAACUGAAGAGUAACAAUAACCCUACCAAUGAUUCUUGUGUGCCAUAUGGUUGUGAAAAAGUCUAAAUAUUAAUGAGAGGUUUUGCGUAUUUAUUUCUGUUACUGCUGACAGCUUUCGCAAGCCCUGUUUGAAGCUGAACUACAAAACCAGAGGAAGUUCAUGAAGGGCAAAGUUACAUCAAGAGCAUAUGAACAGCUUACACCACAAGAAAUCAGGGACCUCAAGCUGGUUUUUGAUGUGUUCGAUACAGAUAAAAGUGGGUUAGUGGUUGUGCUAUUGAUCACCCUUCAUUAAGCAAUCACUUGCACAUGCCAAGGAGCUUAUUCUCAGAUUAGAUAUUGUAAAACUGACUUUCUAUCAAGUGGUCAUGGCUUGUACAGUGACAGGGAAGCUCUGUAUCCAUGAGACUCAUCCCAUUGGGGGGGGGGGGGGGGUUGUUCCAUAAAAGAAGGGAGGGGGGGGGGGGGGGGGAGAGGGGGGGAAUUAGGGGGGGGGCGGGAUCAAUAAAAAAAACAAGAGAAUACAGACGAGGAGAGAACGUAGUGAGAAGGAAUGCACGAUAUCAUGAAAUAUAAAAUGGGGUGUUUGGGUUGUUGCUUUCGCUCUCACCCAUAAAUCACUCCUUGUGCGGCCACAAAGGGUUUUUUUUUAUAAUAAUUUUUGAAAAAUUUUUUUUUUUUGCGGGGGGGUGGGGUGUUAGGGGGAGGGGGGAGUUUUUUUCCCCUAGAGCCCCCCCGGGGGGGGGGGGGGGGGGGUUACUGCCAUAUAUGAGUGAUAUAGGUAUGUGCCGCUGCAAAAGGUAUCGUUUUCAAGCAGUUUACUCUGGGACAGGGUAUAUAAAUCAGAGAGUUUGGGUCUAGAAGAGGGUAUCAUUUUCCAUUUAGAUUGAUCCAUUGGCUGAAGAUUUUAGUCUAGACUAGGGAAACUGGGAAUUGCCACUCAAGAAUAUAAAAAAAAUCAAAUCUGUUUUGUUUUGGCUGGACUGUGCUAGUGACCUCAGUUAUUUCUGGAAAACAGCUACUCUAGGAUAGGGGGGAUUUGGGGAGUUUUGAGUUUUAGUCUAGUAUAGGGUAGCAAAAUUCACUUGAACUAGCAUUGGUAUAGGCUAAGGGUUCCAGCGUCCCAGCGGCACAUCCCCACCCAAAAAGUCCUAAAGUACCCCCCACCUCCCUGGACUCACAGUUAAUCAGAACAAGAAUUGGCAUGUUAAAUUGUUUGAGAGAUAUAUGGUUAAAACUGUGCAUAAUUUUUUAAUCACCAUUCCUAUUAAUGUGUGUUGAUACAUGUGUGUUUAUUGAAAGCACACAGUGCAAAGGAGUGAUAUUGUCAGUAUAUUGAUGAAUAUUAUAUGUGCGUGCCAGAUCUCUCCCUGAGAUGUUGGAUCUUUGAUUUUUUAACCCCACCAUGAGAUGCAUGUCCCUUGGGGGUACCAACGUUAUAAUCCUGUACAGGCCUGACAUUUUGAAAGAAAUCUCUCCUAUUUUCAGGUCCAUUGAUGCUCAAGAACUCAGAAAGGCCAUGAAGGCAUUGGGGUUUAAAAUAUCAAAGGAAUCAAUAGAAGAAAUGAUAGGUGAGGUAGUGUUACUGUAAUAUUCUUUACAGCAAAAAUUGGCAGGUAAAAGAACGUUGUUUUAAUAUUUCAUCUCACUUUGCAGACAUGUUUGUCUCUGCCAGCGAUUUUUGUCAGAAAUGCAUUGCAGUUCCAUCAGCUUUUUACCAUCCAAGCAUUAUUUUUUCUGACAUGUACUUUUGGAUUUGUGUUAUUCUAAAGCAAACCAACCGUGAACUUGAUGCUUUCAUGUACCACCAAUAAACUAAAGAAUAAUUUCAGCUUGUACCUCAGAUGUUGUACCUUAUGCUGAUGGAUGUUGCAUGCAAACUUGCCUUUUGCUUUUCAACCAUACGCAAAUUAGUUUGCUAUGCACUUUUUUUCUGAAUAAAAUAGAAUAAUAUGAAACCAAAAAAAUAUAUAAGAAAAAAAGAAUGAUGGCCAGCAUAACUUAACUGUAUUAUAUAUCCAUCGUGGUAGAAAUCAAUAAUUUUUGUUAUCUAAUAAAAUUUUUGAUGAUUAGUUGGAGCUCGUUGAGAACUUUCUUUUAACAAAAUUUCCCCCAAAAAUAUUAUUUCUGUGGCGAUGUAAGGAACGCAAAAGAUUCUUUGAUGCUUAUUACUUUAUCUUAUCACAACACUAGUCUAAUCAUAAUCACGCAAUUCACAGCUACAGGUAUCUGCAAUAAAUCCUAGUCUACAGCUUCAUUUCUUUGUUUAACUGCUUGUAAAUGCCUCUGAAAAGGGGGCAGAGAUCUUGUUUGUUUAGUUUGUUUUUGUCUUCCACGUCAAGAUGAAAGGUGACUGCUCUUCUGCAACUGUUUACAAGACCACAAGAGAUACAGUAAAACCCUGCGUAUAAGAACCAGGGUUUUAUUAAGAACCUGUCAGGCUAAAAUUUUCAUGCUAAGCCCCCUCCACGUAAGAACCUAUUAAGGCUAAAGUGAGGUUCUUAUCAGUGGAGUUGCUGUAAAAGUGUAUAGGUAGACUCUGCUGAAUUAAGUUCAUCAUCUAAUUAUAUUUAAAAGCAACUUGACAUAACAUUUUUUUACUGCCUUUAGGCAUUACUGUAUGGUAGAAAUGUUUUAUAUUAUGAGAUGAUAUUUAUCAUGUUUAUAAUAUAUUUAAAUGAAAUUCAUAUGAAAAUAUAAGAGCCUAUUUUAAGAACCUUGGAAGUCUACAUUUGCUUUAAGUACCAUUUAUAUAAGAACUUGUUAAGGCUAAAUUAAAAAAUCCAGGUUCUUAUACGCGGGGUUCUACUGUAGCUUUCUGUUUCUAGCGUUUGUACUUACAUGCAGCAUGGUUGUCAUCCUAAGCAGUACGUAUUUUCAUGUACAGUAGUAGUCAAAAAAAGAUACUUAACAGUUACAGAAAAUACUGUUCCUUUUUGCAUGUAAAAAGAUAAAAUAUUAUACAGUCUACUCUCUCUUAAUGCAUGGUUCAAUUUGACGUGUUACCUUGCCCCCUCUGGGAGUGCCCCUGGGGAUUUGGAAUUUUUUCUCUCCUGGUGGUCUAUUCCCCUCCCCCGGGCAUGCGGAAGGGGAGAAUUCCCCACCCUUCAGCUCCUGAUCGAUCUCAUACAUAUAAAUUUUUGGCCGGGGGGUAUAUCUUUUUGAGAGCAAUAGUGAUUUCCGUACAAUAGCAAAACGUGUCGUUUUCAGAACUUUUGUAAAAGUUUUCUAGAUUUUAGUAAAGGAAGGAUAAUACAUGUACAUGUAUGUAGUUAAAACGUAAGUGGCAUUAAAUAUGAAAACGGAAAGGAAGGACAAAACUCUUAAGCGCCUCCUUGAUAGAACACUUUAUAAAAACACUGGAAUGAAUCUGUGUUUAUUUGUUAUGUUAAAAGCCUUUUAGCCGUUUUCAUAUACGGUCUAUUUGAGUUGUUUUAUUAUUAAACUAGGCUGAGGAAUCUUUCUUUGCUUCUUUUCCAAAAAAACAAAUCCAUUCAAAUACCCAUCCCAGGGGCGGAUCCAGGAUUUUCUUUAGGAGGGGGUGCACUUGUCUCUUGCUCUACUUCAACACCAAUAAACCACAUAGUUUUUUUUUUUUUGCAGAAUACCAGUUGUAUUAGAAAAUCGCAGGUCAUCUCAGGGGGGGGGGGGUGUGCACCCCUGCACCCUCCCCCUAGAUCCGCCCCUGCAUCCUAAGCACAUUCGUUUGGAAUUUUAAAACAUACCUUCAAAAAGUUGCUAAAAUUGGGCCUGGUCUAAGGUUAUUCGUUUCCCGUGCCUUUGCUCUGGAGACAGAGACCAUGACAAAGAUACAAAAUCAGGGAAAGAGAAACGAAGGAACAAUUAAGUUGAAAAUGUUGUAUCUAUAAGCAAAGAAUUCUCCUUUAUCCUUUUCUAAAGUUGAUACGAGGUAUCCGAUAGAUAGGAUUUGAGGAAUUUCUUGUCAAGAAGUAGUUUUACGGUUUCCUUUUUUCAGUCUUGGCAAAUAUUUGUUAAAAGUAUUCAGUUUCAUUAAAACUUUUUGUUGCGAUAAUAAAUGUGACAUAGUGAUCCAGUAACUCGAGUCCAGGCCAUUCUGACUUUCCUCGCCCGAUAGCAAUGGGGAUCAUUUGCGGUCUGGGUAUCAUUUACGGUUGGGGAUCAUUUGCGGUGUUGUUCAGGUGUAAGACUUCGGAGUGUUCUAACAUGUGGUCAAAGAAGAAUCGAGGAUGGAAGGUGUAAAAAAGACGCGAUCGCUUAAUUUCAAACCUGAUUUCAAGUUGGAAAAAACUUGCUCAGGAUCAGUGUCGAAUCCAUUUGCCGAAACCUGGUACCCACCUCCCCCACGAAAUGCAAUGAGUGGUUGCUAUGGAGACGUCGCCAGCUCCUCACAGGUGCAAACGAUACUUGAACAGCAGCAAGAGGCUAUACAGCUUAUGACUUCCUCAAUACAGAGAGACAUCAACAGUUCUGUUAAUUACGUAAAGGUUAUGAAGCGCCUCCCCCUUCAUUGCAGCCAAAAUGGGCCGAUAGAGCUGGAACGCUUGUAACCUGAGAUCAGGCUCUAUUUUCGUUUCACUUUGAAAAUUACAUUCCGGCGGGCAAGGCGAAACGAAAAGAGAGCCUGAUACAAACCUUCUACGAAACGUCUGCCGCCCACUUUUUUGAUUGAUUGACAUUUGCGAAUCAGCCAACCAAAAAUAACUUCCGUUGCUUGUUUUUCUAGUAUGCAAAUUUUUCACGCGUGGGAAAAAUGCAGACCGGCUGACUUAAAAAGUAGCUUUUAUCUGUUAAUUUUUUCAGCUACAAAUAAAGCAGUCAGCUUCCCUGCUAGCAGAGGUCUCUCACGGCGAGGCAAAAAUGCCUCGCCGUGAGAGACCUCUGCUAGCAGGGAAGCAGUCAGCACAAUCACAUUUAACUUCUUGCGAGAUUAAGGGAGAUCUCGAACGUUAUUUCUGUUGGCAUAGAAGGUAAAAAGUUUUCGAAAAGACGGCAACACGAUGUUCUACUAGUUUUAUUAUUUUGGCUAGGCGCGCUCGGAUUUAAAAUACUGAAAUUUCUAGUUUUCUGUUACCUUAUAUUUUCCUCGGUAAUUUCCCCGAUUUUCAGUACAUAAAUCUUUAAAAACAAAAGUAAACAGCCAACAAGCGAGGACACCAGUUUUCCUGGUUUAUAUUUUACAAAAAGCGAAGGCAAACAACCAGUCUGUUACCUUAACCCACCAGCUUUUAUAAUAAUGCCUACAAAAAUUCCUUGAAUAGCGAUGCGAUAUUUUUCGUCUAAUACUUCACAGUUGGCGAUUGAGGUUUCUUUCGCAGUGAGCCUCAGCUUGCGUACCCCGUUCAGAGACGUCAUUCCCUGCUAAACUUUCAGAUGCAACCAGUUUUAAGAUGGACAGUAGUUUUAUUUGCACUCGUUUGUUGGUAAAUCAAAAGGCUUCUUGUUAGCGGUCAAUAACUUGCAGAGGGAUUCAACUCCGCGAUACACUCACAUUAGUUCCGUAAAGAAAGCAAAUCCUGAGAAGAUAUGAACAACCAUAAGAAUUUUCUGAAUUUCCGUGGCACAUAUUAAGGCAUAUUUUCCUACCAUAAGACCAUAAAACAAUAAAAAAGACAGCAAAGUCGAUCCUUCUCUCCGCCGACGACGGAUCAUUCACGAAAACAACCACGCGAGGAAUAAGCGCUUUCAACUUCCGGCGUUUCGCUGUCGGUUAGUCUAGAACACCGUAACAAGAUUGUCGGUUAGUCGCAAUGCCGGUUUUAGUGGCCGUAACGAGCACAAACGUGAGAGAGUUUGUAUCAGGCCCAAUUUUAGCGGUAGCCGUUAGAGAGAAAGUAUGAGAACCGCUAAGAUUGGGCCUGAUCUCAGGUUAGAACGGUUGCGCUAAGUGGUACGGUGCCCACCUUUUCACAUUUGGUUAACUUUGUCGAAGAGCUAUGUUGCCGAACACGAUGUAUGGGGAGUUAGUUGGGUCAACACCGGAUAUUGAUCGAGGUGAAAGUCAGUGUCGAAAAGGAAGAAACCGUCCAGCCUGCGCGCCAUGGGAGGUACCAUUUCCACGCAGUGAGGACUGGAGCACAGUGGGCAUUUGAGGCAAAGAAAUGUACCUUGGGCUGAGUUACUUCUCCGACGUCCACGCUCUGAGGCCAUAUCUGCCGGGUUUGAACUGCUGCCCACAUGUAUCUACUGUCGAGGAGAAGAUGGGGUGGAUACUCGAAAAAGAGAAUUUUUGUUGCCUACUGUUUAUGGCACGUCGGACACUUAGGAACCUUAGGAAACAAGAACGCUCUAAAAGCGUGAAGUCUCGCUUGCUUUGAGAUAGAUAAGAAGUGAGGAGGCGAUUUAUUGUACACGAAGCAAGAUUUCCUUGCUAAAGUUUCUCACUUCCUUCCUUAUCAACGGUCGAGUUUUCUUCAAGAGAGGUCAAGGAAUCGGGGAGAGAGAGAAUGGAAAUGUGGCUUUUUCCUCUGGAAAAAGAAGGAGGACUGGCCUGCGCAUCCCACUCAGUUGCCGGAAUUGUCUGGCGAACACAAAGAGCUUAAGCCGAAUGUUGGUCAAGCAAAUGUGAUCGUCUGUGAUGAGAGUUUUGCGGCGAGGUUCUCCCGUUAUUCCUCGUGGGAUAGCCUUAGAAAGGCAAUUGCCGGGUUGCUACGUUUGAAGAACUGCUUGUCCAGUUAUGUUACGAGGUUUCCAGGCAUUGUUAUUGGAGGGCCUUUGUCUGUCGCUGAAAUUGGUGUCACGGAAAGUUGCCUUGUCAGAAUUGUUCAAAGGGAAGCGACCCGAGAACGCCCAGAUGUCAUUUGAAUCAAUGGAUCCCAUCAUCUUGCCAACGUAACCCCGCAACCAGGUUGUUGGCCCAAACCUAUCAUCGGAUUCAAGGUCAUUCUGGUCCCUCUCAAGUGCUAGCUUCAAUCAGGCAGAGGGUCUGGGUGAUUCGGGGUCUUUCGGUCGUGCGCCGUAUCUUGGCAGGCUGCAUGAAAUAUCGCAAGCGGAAUGCUCAUCCUGGUGAACAGAUAAUGGCUCCAUUACCUGAAGCAAGAGUUUCACAGUCCACCGUUUACCCGAGUAGGCGUCGACUACUUUGGUCCCCUCUACGUCAAGCAAGGGCGUAAUCAAGUCAAACGCUAUGACUUUUUGUUCACAUGUAUAACAUUCAUUUUGACAGCUUUGGUGUUAUAAUCUGUCAUAAUCUCGUUAUCAGUCCGGGAGAAAUUUCGACACCUAUUUCAGUGUGAGGUUUUCACGGCAGUACUGUUCAGUAACAGAACAUUACAGCUGUGUUAUUAGGCUCACAAAAAAUAUGUUCAAGGUCAGGAAGUUUCCAAAAUUAUUUUUCUAAUUUUUUCAAUGAAAGAUACAUGUAUAAAGUCCACAAGUAGGAUUUUGAAGGACUUUAAAUAUCUUUAAAAUAUAAUGAUUAUUUUUAUUUUCAAUCUUGUUUGGGCUGAGAAAGAACUUUUAUGUUGAGACAAUAAUGACUUAAUCCUGGGUUUGGUCAGUGAUGAACGAGUUCCAACCAGGCCAGUAGAUCCUGUCUAAGCAAUACAUAGCUUAUGGAAAAAUAAAGUAUUGAUACAUGUAGAAGCAUUAAAUGAAUGAUCUUGUUGUUUGUUUUUGUUAGCUGACCUGGAUUCUGACAAGUCAGGGUAAGUACUAACCAGUAACACAAAAACCUGAUUGAUUUCUUAAUUCAUCAGAAAAAUUCUUAUUGCCGGUUAUAUGCUUUUUAAGUCAGCUACCCUGUUUUCAAGGAUGUUGAUUUAUCAGCCUGUUAGAAGGUUUUCACUAUUAGUGGUUCGGUUCAGGGGCAUAAAUUACGGGAAAAUGAAAGAAGGGUCUAUGAACGGGUAAAAGACAAGAGAGCAAAAUAUUGCCUAUCGGGGGUAGGCACGUUGAAUCUGACACUCACCCACAUGCUUAUCUGUUUGAGAAUCCUAUAGAGCGAUUUUCGCAUGACUUUGAAAAAUGGUUUCGGUAAGUGUUCGUUAUUUGUUUUAUCAGCCAAUGGAUGAAAAGAACAAAACAUGGACUCUUCGUUUUCCCGCCAAAGAAAACCCUGGUAUGGAGAAUGCAUUGUUCGAUUGACCAAUCGUGUUGCAGUAUGACGUCAGAGCGAUUUCUAGAAAGUUUUUCGGGCAUGAAGUUUUUCCAGCCGAGCGUUCGCUUAACCAACCAAAAACCAGGUGCCUUUGUAUCCGUUCGAUAAACCAAUCAAAUGGUUUUAUUUCCGUUCUUUUGUUGUUUCUGUUUUGUUCGCGCGUUUUCAUUUCAAGGUCAUAUGAAAAUCGCUCUAUUAGUCGAUGAGGCAAAAAGUUCCUACACUAAAACUCUGAAGACACAAUUAUAUCUUGAGUACAGACGCUUCACUUGUGAUUUUUUGAUCGCAUCAAAAGUUUGCGAGACGAAAUUUAAAGAUUUCUGCCAUCCUUGCACUGUCGAUUCAGAACCAGGAGUCAACAUGUCAGGGGCCCGUUUCUGCAAAGUCCCGAUAACUUUUCGGGCCCGAAACCAAAUAUUCAGAUCGAAAUAUAAGGAAUAAGAGCGCGGGUCCUUGCAAGCAAAAUACUCCAUUUUGUUUCAAUAACUGAUAGUUUUGUCAUGUUAGAUGCAAAACUAUUGAAACUUCUAUCUUGCAUAUAAACAACAACAGCUUUACGGGCCCGUUAAUUAUCGGGACUUUCGAGAAACGCGCUCACAGUGAAUGAAAUUGACUGCACCAUUGCUCUUUCAGUCUGUUACUUCUUGUAGGCUACGAGGAGUUAAAAUACAUUGUAUUCUUGUGUGAAUAAAGCAUGUAGAAUUUGACAGGGAGCCAUGUGGGAUCCUGUUUCACGCAGUCUUUCAAUAACAGUCAGAAUAACAAGCUCUUGAUUGUAACUUACAACGACACAUGUAGGAUAAGAAGUUCAAAUCCAAGUAAAUAACGUGGGUAGAGUGGUGCGUAAAGACGAACUUGACAAGAAGUUCUGAUUACGAUAUAUGCAAGUUUGAUUGAUAAAGUUCAAUGUUUCAUACAAGUUCAAUUGAGCCGAGAUUGAGUGCGAAAGAUGAAAGGUUAUUUGUGGGCUUAUGGUAUUCGACGAAACGAAACGAAACGAGUACUGUAACUUGUGAAAUCACAGGUGUCCCAAGCUCACGUUACGAGUUUGUUAUGUAAGUUAACUUUCUCACAAGAGAGUCGGUGUCGCGUUACAAACAACCGUUGAGACUUUGAAUGAGAAAUACAGUACUGCGAUCUCCGAACGCUAAAUAUGUAAUAAGAAUGAAUAAAAAGAUAUUUUAUUUAUUUCCUGUGAAUGAAAACUACAUAAGGACACAAAAAACCAAACUUUAGUCGCUAAACCAGCAAAAAAACCGACAAUAAGUUUGACCCCUGUCACUCUCUUCGUAAUACGAAGUAAAGGCAGCACUGAAAAACAGCCGGCGGUCCGGACCUUGUCUCAGUGAAAUAUUUCAACCGCCUCGUCCCUACUCCUUUUUUUUGGAACACGGCUCCGCCGCCAAAACUUUAAUCUCGCACCCACACAAUACCGCCAGCCACGCAGGCUAUAUUUAUCCUGCCACCAGACAAGUAAGAUCGCAUUCUCUUCUCGACAUGUUUGAACAGCGUCCCAGAUUUUUGACAAGUGCGUUUGUUCUUUUGUUAUAAGUUGGGAUAAACAUUGCAUUGCCGGUGGGAUAAAUCUUUGCCAAUUUGGUUCCCGACUUGUAGUUUAAAAUGAACAAAAUGUCUAUUUCGAGAAAACAAGGAAAUUUUCGUAAGACUAAAGCAAAAAAGCUGUCAAUGUUAAUACGUACCAGAGAAGGAGCAAGAACGUUUUUGACACAGCAUGGACCGUUUUCGCCGCAUGUGGCGUCUCGGACGCGAAUUGAUCUCGUUGUAUAUAUUUACAAAAAGGAUCUGCAUUUUUUAAAUACUACUUAAAAAUACUGAUUAGGAUGGCAAUCAUGCCGCAUACUAAGGCAAAAACUGAGCUACGACACGGGAGGCCGAAUCUCUUGCAGUCUGUUAGAAACAAGGCUAAACAGUUCGGGAAGUGUCAUCAUCUUUCGUCUUGAUGUGGAAGAAAAAGAAAACUAGACAAACGAGAUGGCACGUGCCAUGUGUCGUGCUUGACAUAGCCCAUUUUCAUUUGACACACCGCGUGUAGCGUGACGAAACGUCACUUGCGGUGCGGAGCAAGGAGAGGUGACUGUUUUCACAGGCAUGAUUUCUCGUUUUUUUCCCCAUUUUUUAGUCCGCGUAAGUAGAUAAAACAAAACAAGACAAUACUUUUAUUUGGAGUCUCGUAGCUAGUCAUAAACGUUGAAAUUAUUUUAAAAUUACAACAUACAGCUAUAUCAUUAUCAAUAAUUAUAUUUUAUUAUAAUAUUUUAUUUUCAUAUCUAUUUUUAACCCGCCACCCGUCACCCGUCACCCGCUACCUGUCACCCGCCACCCGCCACACGCGGAAAAGUCCUGCCGUUUGUAACGCGACACCGACUCUCUUGUGAGAAAGUUAACUUACAUAACAAACUCGUAACGUGAGCUUGGGACACCUGUGAUUGCACAAGUUACAGUACUCGUUUCGUUUCGUUUCGUCGAAUACCAUAAGCCUUAUUUGUGAACCACGUGGCCUGAAAUACAACAGAGAAAAUUAAAUCUAACAGAACUAAUAAAUCUAGGAUAGGCUGAUGUGUAUGAGAAAAUUAAAGCUAACGUUCGCAUUAAUGGUAGCAACUCUGAAAUGCCAUAAUUGCUUAUUUAUGCAUAUCACACGGAAGGCUAAACAAGAUGAUCAAGCUAUACGAUGAGUACGACUAUACUACGACAGCUUACGACGGUGGCUAAUAGUGAAUAUACCCUAUAUUAAAGAAAGAAACCUGACUUAGUAGCUCCAAAAUGUAACAACGUUCCGAGAAUAGUCGACUUGGUAACAAUGAAGGAGCAAUUAAACAGCCAUUAAACUUCGCCUGAAUUUCAUCCGGUUACUUCGAGUCGUUGUUACUCCCUCAGUAACUGAGGGAGAAAUAACGACUCGAAGUAAUCGGAUGAAAUUCAGGCUACCAUUAAACUUAACUUGACCAAAAACAGUGAAAAAGAAGAUCUAAAAGCUUAAGCCCUAAAAACAACGAAUUAAUUAUUAACUUUGGGUUGCACACGCCGUAAACUUGACUUGAUUUGGGUGGAUGAAUACCAGUGUAGAUAGAACCUAUGGCCCAAUGCCAAGUAGAAAUUGUCAGAUCGAAGUCUACACUAAUAUCGAUAGCUGUGAAAACCUUAUCGAUAUGCUUAACAAAAAGACACGCAGGCAAAACUUAGCGAUGAUGGCAAUUUGCCUAACAGAAAUUGCAGCCAAGGGCUGGUCCAGUCGUACCACAAUGUAAAAUUGACAAAUUGAUAAUAUCUACGGUAUAGUAAGUUCCAGCGAUAAGAACUAAUCUAAACGCCACUUUUCAAACCCAAAAUUGAUUGGCUGCCCACCUAAGAGGGGGUACUCAUGAAUGUUUAAAAACAGGAGGGUUCCGCCCUGAAGUCCAACCCCUUACCUUUUAUAAACCACUUUAGACCGAAAAGUUACCUCAGGUUUCAUAUUCCUUCUAUGGGCAAAUGGUACCCCUUUCACAAUUUUAUCUAGUUUAGAUCUUUCCAUAAAAUGAACUGUCUUUGAAAUAUGAAUAAAUCACAAAACCAGAAUGUUUUCUUGGGGCGUAUGGAAAAGCCGGAAUCCGGAAUCCGGAACCGGAGCCGGAAACGGAACCGGAACUUAAAUUGAGACCGGGGUAAACUAGGAAGCACUGAAACCAGUACCCGAUACCCGUGUGGAAAUAGAAUUCAAGAUGGCGUCCUCUGUUAUCAUUUUUUUGCGAAAUUUUCAGCACAGUGAUCGUGAUAUACUCACAUUCGGAAAGUGAACAUAACCACUCAAAUUCAAAGAAUCAGCCCAUGCUGUUCCGCCGCAGACUCGAGCAUAAAUUCAAGCACAACAACUUCACAUUUUCACACGUACUCACAUUUCAAUCGAUUCGUCGCUUUGUCGCGAUCUGUAAACGAAAACAGAUAUGCUUUUGUAAAAUGGUAACAUUUUUUCAAUUUCAGUAAAACGGAAAAGAAUGAAAACUUUUAUAUUCUUACUCGUACCUUUUCUUACAGCAGUUACCACUGACACGCGCCCUCGAAGGGUUUUUCUCUCUCUCUAAGUUUUCAUGGACGUCAAUCAGCUGUUUCCAUGGUUUUCUCACGUGCUCUGACUGAGAAGGUUCCCUCAUCGCUGAAUGAAGGGCGAAGACUUACAAGAAUAAUUUCGAAUGGCGACGACGUUUAUAAUUAUUUCAAUAAGAUGAAGGAUUACAUUGUUUAAACAAAGAGGUCUCUGCGAGCUGACUGAAAUAGCCGAAACACUCUCUAUAGUUUACGUAAAGGUUUCCAGGUUGUUUAUUUUUUAUUUGAUAGUACACGCACGGGAGCCGUGGACGAAUUGCGAAGGUCUUUAGUAGUAUAAAUUCAACGAAACGAAAGAUAUCACACCGACAAGGGAAAAGGUUUCCUCUGAGUGGAGGCUGUUUUCGAAAUGAAUUUUGUAACCUGCAGAUCUACUUAUCAUUCUUCAUGUUAUCGAAUAGAAUCCAGAACUAACAAGAACUUAGACGAGUUGCGAGUGUGUAAAUAAGUCGAUAAUUUGAGUUUCCCCCCACAUAGUCUCGACAAAUUCGUGCUCCUCGUAAUCUUGACAUGAAGCGGUGUCAGAUCCUGUAGCAAAAUAUUGCAAAAACGUCUUACACAACGGCAUGUUCUUCCGAGUGCUCGAAAAACGGCAUCCUCGAAGACCCAGGGGCAGAUAAAGGGGGCGAGGGAAAGUCUAAACGGGUGGAAAAAUAUUUAUGGAACGAAGAAAAGUAAAGAACGGCGAGAAGAGCCCGUGGGGACAAUGUCUUACCAGACCAGUUCCAAACGGUCGCCGCCGUUCUGGCUUCUGAUUGGUCGGUCUUUUGAACACAAAAAGACCGUGGUUAGUCUUCGGUCUUGCCGCCGCUGGCAAACCUUGACCAGAGGUAAGACAUCGUCCCCAGGGGCUCUUCUCGCCGUUCUUUACUUUUCUUCGUGCCAUAUUUUUCCGCCCGUUUAGACUUUCCCUCGUUCCCACUAUCUCCCCCCCGGGUCUCCGAGGAUGGAGAAACGGGGAAAGAAUCUUGCUAGGUCAACGCUUGAAAAACCAUGGUAACGGUUGAUUGACGUCAACCAAAACGCAGGUGUGAAUCGAAGAAAAAACUCCUUGAGGGCGCGUGUUAGUGGUAACCGCUGUAAAAGGGCUCUGUGUUUCAUCCAUUGUGAGGGAAAGGCCGCAAAGGGAGGAGGAGUACUCAUGUCAAUCAUGAUCCCAAGUUGCAACGCUCACGCGUGUAUGAAAUUCUCGAAGAAAAAUUUUGCACCGUAGGCAAAAAAUGCGACAGUAAAAAAUAUAAUAACAAUAAAUAAAUAUAAUGUGGUGAUGAAAAGUCUUGAUCGAGCAAUUAUUGUUAGUGACACUCUCAAGACAGAAACGUCUCCAAUUUUUAUUUCUUAGGUUCGAGUUCCGGUUCCGGUUCCGUUUCCGUAUCCGGCUCCGGUUCCGGAUUCCGGAUUCCGGCUUUUCCAUACGCCCGUUUUCUUGACUUUGUCGCAGCCUUGAAAUGCGUGUGUUAGUUUUCCUACUCUUUUCAAAUACGUUAACUCAGAAAAUCACUAUAUUCUUGCAUAUACCUGAAGCCUGGAAAAGGUACCCCUUCAUAGCGAGUACUCUUUAACCCUCCUCCCCCAGGGUUUAUUUCGCCCUGAUUUGGCUUGUAGUCACACUCAUGAUUUUAAAGUUGGACUCUCACUGCUGAGGUAUUACAUACGGGGUAAUUAUCACUUGUAUGAUUACAGACCUUUAAUGAAAAUUAUUCCUCUCAGUCCUGUAACUAUCAAUAAUAAUUUGCGGUUAUGCCUGUACACACAGGUCGAUUGAAUUUGAUGAGUUCUUGGAGUUUGUGAUUGCAAGACAAGGGGAUGGAAGAGAUGUCCACAAUGAAAUUAUUCAGGUGUUUUGCUAUUACCUUGAUGUACCUUUUUGUCAUACUUAUAAUGUACUCACUGUAUAGUUUAGAUAGUUUUAUAAUAUUGUACAUUCCUAGCUUUUGUUUUAACAUAGUAUUAAUUCAAUGGAACGUUAUCUUACCCACAGGGUUUCAAGAUGUUCGACACAGGUAAGCAAAAAAAAUUUGUAGCAUUUUCUAGGACAACUUUAGCAAAACCUUAAUGGUUGAUGACCGCACUGCAUAUUAUGGCUGUUAAGGGUGAAGAGAAAUCAUUUUGAUGCCCCUGUGUCAUAAUUUCAGUGAAAUGUAAGAAUUUGCCUGUAAUGGAUUGGACCACUCAUAAUCAACUCUUAUAUUACUUAAGCCCUAACCUUUUAUCAUUUGGCGAGUUACAAAGGUUGGUCCGAUCCAGUCCGACCCAGGUUUUGUUGAUGUCUAAAUUUUUAGCUGUUCUGAGUGUCUGAAUCUUUGUAUCUUUGAACUUUGUGUGUUUUUGUCUGUUCUGCAAGGACCACUAAGAGGGGUAGAGAAUGGCUCCUUGAAAAAAGUGGUCUUGGAAAAUUUUGGGCCCGAUAUUUUUCGGUGGAUCCUGAAGUCUCGAUUUUGGGUGAUUUUGCGUGUCGGAGCCUCGAAUUGCCUUAAGCCUCGGUAACGAAUUUUGAAACCUGGGUCUUGCAGUCUCGCAAAGUCUCAAAUUUACCAUUCUAAUACCCCUAAUAAGGUGAAAGGUACAUGUACUAUAGUCGAAAAGUGAUUAGCAACCAAUAAGAUUUUGGCAGGUAGAAUUUUCAUUUUAACAAGGCUGGUGCCUUAAGAAAUUGACAACUAAAAAAUAUGGUCAGUCGAAAACAGUACAACAUUCAGAGUGUAUCUAUUUCACCAGCGAUGACUUUGUUCCACUGGCCUUAAAGUAGAGUACAAAAAACGAAUAAUUAGGUACGAACAAUUAGUUUAAUAUUUUGUGGGUUUGCAGAUUAAAUGGAAAAAAAAAUUGUUUGACUACACGUGUUCAUUUUAAGUUAAAAUAAAUGUACAUAUAUGCAUCAUUGUGGUCUAACAAGUUCCAAAACACCCAGUGGGUUUAAGCUUACAAACCAAGUUAAUAUCGUAAACCAUAGGUAGCCCAAGUGCAACAUUCGAGCAUCAGCUCUGUUGCAUAUAACCUUCAAAAUAUAAGGAUUUUGUAGAGAGAAAAACGGUAAUUAUUAUAAUCUUUUGAUACCUACAAAUAUGAAAGAGAGAUGAAAAUAAAAAAAGGGAUACCUUUUUAACAGCCUCCUGGUUAGCUCAGAUGGUUAACUCUAUUUAACUGCCGGCUGGUUUGCUCAGAUGGAAGGGUGCCGGUCUGCGGAGCGGAAGAUCGCGGGUUCAGACCCCGGCCAGACCAACACUCGGGGUCCUUAAAUAACUGCCUUUGUAAUGACAUCUGCAAACGGUUAGACUUUCUAGUAUUCUCAGAUACGGACGAAAAACCGCAGGUCCCAUCUUACAUCACUUUCACUUAUCUAGUUCUUGUGGGAUGUAAAAGAACACACACUUUGUUCGAACAGAGUAAGGGGCGUAGACCUCGGUGGUGUGGCUACCCUUUCCUAGGGUGUGUUAUAUGUAAGGAGAGGUCUUAAUACGUUGAUAAUCUCAUUACCCUCCUUCAGGUGUUGUUACGGCUACCCUUAAACCGUUUACCCAACUUGAACCUUUACCCCAAUAGUUACCACCAUCGAAUUUCCCCUAUCAAUAAUUACACCUAAUCAACCAUACUGCCGGGGGGGGGGGAGGUAAUUAACAAAGUUUUACAUGGGAAGUCUCCACCUCGAGGUCCAACCCCUUACCUUUAAUAUAUACCAUUUUUCAUGAAAAAGGAACCAACCAGCAUCUAAUUUCCCCUAUCAAUAAUAUCACCUAAUCAAACAUACUGCCGGGGGGGGGGGAGGUAAUUAACAAAGUUUUACAUGGGAAGUCUCCACCUCGAGGUCCAACCCCUUACCCUUUAAUAUAUACCAUUUUUCAUGAAAAAGGAACCCCUUUGCAUUGGUAUACUGCCUAGACAGAUGGCACCCUUUUCCCAUACCUAGUUUACAACUUUGAACUUUCCAGACCUUUUAACAGCUAGAAUACACUAUCUUUUAAAAACGAAUCAAUCAAAAACCGAGUACUCUUAUUCUUUAAUUAUAUUUAUUUGUUUUCAUUUUGAGUAACGUGAAACAGGAUCUAAAAAUUAGGUUAAACUAUAUUCGGAACAAAUUUGAUCAUCAACUUUUUCUUCCUUAUUGGGCUAACUCCAGAAACAUUUUAUACCAUGUUUUCCCCCUUGCAGACAAGACUGGAAAAAUCUCCCUAACUAAUCUGAAACAAGUGACUCGACUUUGCGGAGUGAAGCUGAAUGAACAAGAAUUGAAAGAAAUGAUCCAAGAAGCUGACAAAGAUGGCGAUAAUGAAGUGAACCAGGAGGAAUUUGUUAAUAUAAUGCUAAAAACAAACUUGUUCAGUAGCUAGAACAAAACCAGGUACACUUUGGUUGAAUAGAUUUGUCCUCUUUGUUGAUAUGAAUGAUAUUAAAAUAUAUGUUUCGUUGUUAGAACCCUUGAAUUGGAACAUCCAGUGUGGCUUUAAGGUCAGCAAAGAAAGACAACGCAUAUUUAGGGAAAACAUGGGUUUUUGCCCCACCACGGUAAUAACCCCUGAAAAGAAUUUCCUUUGGCAUUUUAACUCGAAUUAAUGCCAACUUUUGAGAUAAAUAACACAAAGAGUGGGUCAUUUCCCCCACACACUAGCCGGAGGAAUAAAUUGUUUUGGCACUUAACAACAAUAAAAAAAUCCAAUGGGCGACCCCAACCCUAACGUGGUGUCCUGUGCAAAGAGCUUUACAAGAUUUUCAUAUGUUCCACCAAAUCAUGUACAUUUAACCGUUACUGAAUGAGCCUGUCAAAGUAUGAUGUAAAACAUUAUGCAGAUUGAAGAUUGGCCGAGGUGGAUAACAGCCUCCUAGAUCAGUAUAAUUCUUCACAUCAUGUGAAAGUCCAAUUUAUUAAUUCAAAUUGUUUAAAUAUUCUUUCAAAAUAUUUCAAAGUUCCUAUUUCUCG